AUGUCUGUCUUCCAAGCAUAUCUGCUGCAACUGCUACUACUGCUACUUGCUUUGCAAUGCAGUGAUGAGCUUUAUCACUGCAAUGCAGCUACUCUGGUUCCCACUGCUGAACAUCCUGCUAAUUGUAUAGAGAGUGAGAGAAUGGCUCUUCUUGAUUUCAAGAAGUACAUCAAAGAUCCAAACAACAAGCUCUCUUCUUGGACAGGACAAGACUGCUGCUCAUGGGAUGGUGUCCACUGUGACAACCAAACCAGCAACAUCAUUGCCCUGGAACUUGGGUGGUAUCUGCAGGGAGGUGAGAUAUCUGCAUCUUUGCUUCAGCUUCAACACUUGAAACACCUUGACUUGAGUGGCAACUUCUUCUUUGGAUCACCUAUUCCAUCAUUCAUCUCUCAGUUCAAGGAGUUGAAGUACCUUAAUCUUUCUGGAGCUGCCUUUGACGGACCCAUCCCUUCUAGCUUUGGAAACCUCUCCAGUUUGCAAACUCUUGACCUCUCAAACAACUUUAUUUUGAAUUAUGAACUCACAGACUUUCAAUGGCUUUCUAAUCUCACUUCAUUGCAAUUCAUUGAUAUGAGUGCUGUGAGCUUGGAAAACAUGUCUACCAGCUUGUUUCUAGCUCUCAACAAGCUUCCUUUCAUAAAUGAGAUACGUUUGUCUUGGUGUGACAUUGAAAGCUUUCCUCUUUCCAUUCCACAUCUCAACUUCUCAUCUCUCUCCAUUCUUGAUCUCUCCAACAACCAUAUCUUUUUCUCUGAAGUUUCUUCACCAUUCAACCUCCAAAGGCUUGAAUAUCUAGACCUCAGCAACUCUUCAAUUAGCAUGUUCCUAGCUCUCAACAAGCUUCCUUCCAUAAAUGAGAUUCACUUAGACAACUGUGAGAUAGAAAAGUUUCCUCAUUCCAUUCCUCAUCUCAACUUCUCAGUUCUCUCCUUUCUUGAUCUCUCUUACAACCAUAUCGAUUUCUCAGAGGUAUCCUGGGUGUUCAGUCUCACAAGUCUCCAAUAUCUAGACCUCAGUCGCAAUGAUCUUGAUCGGGAUCGCUUAUUGCAAACUCUAGACUUGUCAUACUUGAGUAUCAACAAGAGACUGGCUGAACUUGAAGGUGUGUUUUCUGGCUGUCUUAAGGAUAGUCUCACUCAGUUGUACUUAAGAGGUGUGUAUGUUAAAGGAGAAAUACUAGAUUGGGUUGAGACAUCAAGAAUCCUCAAGCUUCUUGAUCUCUCAAACAACAUACUCUCUGGCUCUCUGCCUUCAUCCCUGGCAAGACUUUCUUCUUUGGAGAAAUUACUAAUUUCUUCUAAUGAACUAAAUGGAACACUACCAGAGGAGAUUGGAAAACUUGCAGAUAUGGUGCACAUAGAUCUUUCAAAUAACUCCUUUUCAGGUCCUAUCCCUCCAAACAUCAUUGAUGAGUUAAACCAGGUCUUUUUACUGUCUCUCUCCAUGAACAAAUUAAGUGGCAGUAUUCCUAGUUCAUUUUGUCAAAUGAGGGGACUGAUGGUUAUUAAUGUGUCUAAGAACCAAAUCUCUGGUGAACUCCCUGAUUGCUGGUCAAAUAUGUCUAAAAUAUCAGAUAUGAAUUGGGCAAAUAACAACAUAUCUGGAUCCAUUCCUUCUUCGAUAUGUCGUCUUCCUGAUCUUCGGACACUAGCAUUGAGCCACAAUGCAAUGCUUGGUGAGUUCCCUGUUUCAAUGAAGGAUUGCAGUCGAUUGGCCGGCCUGGAUCUCAGUUACAACAACUUCACUGGAAGAAUACCAAAUUGGGUUGGACAAAACUUAUCAAGUUUAAGUGUUCUCAUCUUAAAAUCAAACACUUUUACUGAUCACAUCCCAGAAGAAAUUUCUCAACUUGAAUAG
Molecule: messenger RNA, 1860 nt
Organism: Dioscorea cayenensis subsp. rotundata (Guinea yam)
Lineage: Eukaryota; Viridiplantae; Streptophyta; Magnoliopsida; Dioscoreales; Dioscoreaceae
Product: receptor-like protein EIX2
Exons: 4
Coding region: 1-1860 (619 amino acids)
Cellular component (GO): plasma membrane
Molecular function (GO): protein binding
Source: RefSeq, a predicted model, not a curated record